AUGCCCGCCUCUUCCGAGCCGCUGCUGCCCACCUCCAACCAGCCGGAGAGCCUAACGCCCGCGCCGCAUGGCCAGGACGGCGAGCCGCAGCUCUGGCGGCUAAAGAUGCUGCGGCCGGCGCCUAGCACCGCCGAUGAGGACGCGCUCGGUGGCGGCUUUGGAGGAGCUUCGUCGUCGCUGGGCGGCGGUGGCAGCGGCGGGCAGCAGCGCUGCUUCGCCGGCGCGGAGCUCCUCUCUGCGGCGCUGCAGGCGCUGCCCAUCACCCUCUUCAACCUGGCGCAGUCAUAUGCGUUCGCUCAGCUCGUGUGCGUCGACUCGGAGCUCGAGCCGGCACUGGUGGCGGCGAUGCACCUGACCGGGCUGGUGACGGUGCAGGCGCGCCUCUCGUGCAGCUCCGCCGUCCCGCACUACGCCGUCGCCUCUGCGGACGUCACCAUCGCCCUCCUCUGCCACCGGCUCGUCUCGUCCGUCUAUGCAGCUCUCGGCACUCACACUGCGGCCGCGGCGGCGACGGCGCGGGCAACCUCGCUGCUGGCGGUCGGGCUGGCCUCGCUGUCGCAGGGCGCGAUGUACUACGCCGUCGGCCGCGCGCGCGCCGCCGAGAUUGUCCUCUUCCUCCCUUACCCUCUGCUCGCCGGGCUGCUGGCGGUGACCGGGGCGAUGGCGACGCUUGGCGCCGUCGCCGUGUCCACCGGCAUCAGCGUGCACGACGCCCGCUCGCUGCAGCACGCGCUGCGCGACGGCGGCGCCCAGCUCGCCUCGGCCGCCGGCGCUCGCACCGCCGCACCUCGCCGCACGACCCUCCUUGGGGUGGGCGGGCGCACGGUUGGCGGACACUGUCACCUCUAG
Messenger RNA from Emiliania huxleyi CCMP1516, 849 nucleotides. RefSeq lists its product as hypothetical. The record is from RefSeq and is a predicted model, not a curated record. NCBI's taxonomy places the organism in Eukaryota, Haptophyta, Isochrysidales, Noelaerhabdaceae. Bases 1 to 849 code for a protein of 282 amino acids. The transcript has a single exon.